Molecule: messenger RNA, 273 nt
Organism: Echinops telfairi (small Madagascar hedgehog)
Lineage: Eukaryota; Metazoa; Chordata; Mammalia; Afrosoricida; Tenrecidae
Product: intraflagellar transport protein 56-like
Exons: 4
Coding region: 31-273 (80 amino acids)
Biological process (GO): intraciliary anterograde transport; intraciliary transport involved in cilium assembly
Cellular component (GO): intraciliary transport particle B; ciliary base; ciliary basal body
Molecular function (GO): intraciliary transport particle B binding
Source: RefSeq, a predicted model, not a curated record
GCCGAGGGGGCUCCGUGGACUGGCGCCAAGAUGAUGCUCUCGAGGGCCAAACCUGCUGUAGGCGGGGAGCUCCCGCAAUCGAGCAAAAGGAAGAAGAAAGGUAGGAAGAUUCCAAAGCUAGAGGAGCUCCUUUCCCAGCGGGAUUUCACAGGCGCUAUUACCCUUUUGGAGUUCAAACGUCACGUGGGGGAGGAAGAGGAGGACACUAACCUGUGGAUGGGCUAUUGUGCCUUCCACCUGGGCGACUACAAGAGGGCCCUGGAGGAUUUCUGA